Molecule: messenger RNA, 2218 nt
Organism: Perkinsus marinus ATCC 50983
Lineage: Eukaryota; Perkinsozoa; Perkinsida; Perkinsidae
Exons: 16
Coding region: 23-1885 (620 amino acids)
Source: RefSeq, a predicted model, not a curated record
AGUUUAUUUUCCAUGGCUCACAAUGGGCUGUGUUUCAUCGACUACUGUACCUGUUGCUCCCGAUGAUGAUGAUGGUGGUGAAGUAAAGGCGACCAGAGCCCUCAGGCAGAGUUCAACCCCAUGCAGACGGGAAACGAUUGUAAAGAACUCCCAACAAGAAGAGGAACGGCUGAGUGAGGAUGACCUCAUACACAGGGGCAUUGCUUGCGCCCAAGCAGCUUCUGUUAUGAAAGAUGCAGCGCGUCGGCAAGAGCAGCUGGAGGAAGCGAAGGCGCUUUUGAUGGAAGCCUUGAGUCGACAACAAAUUAGGACGACCACUGGAAUGGCACCACCAUCGACCAGCCCAAAAGUGAGUUCCCAGGUGUUGCCUGAUCCCGUAUCAGUACAUUUAGCGGCAGUUUUGGUAUCAUUGGGGGAAAGCCCAGCAGAGGUCCGUAAGAGGCUUUCAAUAGCCCCGAUGAGCAGUGCCUCCGGUGACAGACAAGAUGGCUCCUCGUUGAAGAGCCCCUGUAUCUGUCCAACGCCAGCUACGACGGCCACCAACUCACCGGGUGGGUUCAUCAAUAACAUCAUUGGAGAGCAGCGGAGCGAAGCUGAGAAGAGGGAAGUGGUAUCCGUCCAAUUGUUGGGAGAAGCGGAGAUAAGUCCACAACAUAGAACCGUUCUCAGGACGCAGAAUGGCUGUGGCGAUGCAACAAGAGUGGUGUAUACGCCUGAUGAGGCUCUACAGCGCUCUCCGAGUUUGCCCGUCUGCACUCCUGACGUGUUGUUGAAGUAUCAAUCGCUCAUACAGACGUGUCCUUCUCCGGCGGCGUUCUCGCCGGUGACGCUCUCCCCAUUUGGAAGGGAAGUGGAUGGACUGCAAAUAAGGGUUGACUGUCGACAUCGGAGCCUUUCCCGGCACGAAACUAGGGACACAUUUGCCCGUGCCCCCUCUGCUGCUGAUUACUAUGAUGGCGACGCUGGAUUGGACGAGUCAGUGUCUGUGAUUGACUUCGACCCGGACAACGAUGAACCUCUCUCUGCUGAGAAAUGCGACGAAGUGCUUUCGGAAAUCGUCAGCCAGACGGGAUGCUCGAUGGGUCACUCCCCGGCAUCCACCCCUGGUUCUGAUUGGGAUAUCUCCGAUUUUAAUCCGCUUCUGGUUGAGAACCAUGACAAGUCUUUGACUGUUUUCCUGCACAGCGGCAUCACGGGAGAGCUCGUCGCAAAAUUUGUGAUAGAACUCGCUGACAAGGAGUCGAUUGAGCAACUCUAUACGGCGUUGGAAGAGUCUUUGCAACGAGAAUGUGGCCUAAAUUUAUCCGAGACACAUUGGGUGCGUGACAACAGGAAGAUCAGAUGCGAUAAAAGAAUGCUCAUAGCGGCACUGGCAUCCUCGGGUCAUUGUGAGCUCCGCCUGUGUACUGUUCCGAAGACCCCUCCGGCCGAGAUGGACGUUUACAUGUCUACAAAUUCCGAGCGCAUUCGGUUGAAGUCGCUCGCGCCUCACACUCUCUCGCCAGACCGCAUAGCGACGCUUUACACCUGUCCUCUUCGUCGACGGCUCGACUACUCUGUCGUAUUGGUAUCACAGAUGGAUUCGGGCAACUCAUGUUGGCUGUCGGGGAAGGCCCUCUCUAUUGAUUAUAAGGGAGGUGUCAUUCAGUUCACUCUCACUGUGGCUCAAGUCAAGAGUUUGCUUAGACGAACUCAAGAUGGGUUGUUCGAUAUCUAUUUGGUUGUCGACGGGUCCCUCCGUAGUGAGAAUCGCCGUACGGUUGUGAUUAUUGAGAACUCUGGUGUCGUCCCAGAAGGCGGUGUUGAUGACGGAGUUGAUAUGGAGAGUAGCUCGUGUGACUCCUCUGACGUUGCUUCCUGGGCUGAAUUCGACCCGAUACUGUAACCAUCCUCAUGUACAUUAUAAAACUCUUAAUGUGACUUACGUAAUUGCACUGCCAUCGUCCAGUGAGACUGUAUUGGCGACCUUCCGCAUCCUACUACUACUACCAGCAUGGUGCUCCGAGUAGGAGUAUGCUUCUCAGUGUGCAGCUUUAUCCCGCAUCCAGAGUUGUUCUCGAGAGCGGCUAUUAUUGAUCAACGGCUUGCUACAGGUAUAACUGCGACAACCUCAUCAUUCGUCGUGUACCAUGGUGUUUUUGAUGUCGCAUGCAUUGUCGAUUCACGCGAGGCUGCUGUGUCAGCUCGCUUCGUAGUUCUAUCUUUUAGCUCAGUCGCA